Messenger RNA from Ziziphus jujuba (common jujube), 2197 nucleotides. Its product is annotated as probable pectate lyase 8. The transcript has 7 exons. NCBI's taxonomy places the organism in Eukaryota, Viridiplantae, Streptophyta, Magnoliopsida, Rosales, Rhamnaceae. Gene Ontology annotation, molecular function: pectate lyase activity. The coding region runs from base 175 to 1524 and encodes 449 amino acids. The record is from RefSeq and is a predicted model, not a curated record.
UGUGGGAGCUCAUACUCUGACUCCACUCGUUUCCUCUGCUUUUUCCUCUCUCUCUGCUCUGCUCUGCAUUUUGCUUUCUCUUUCUCUCUCUGUGUUUUUUUUUUUUUUCUUUUCUCUCUCUGGUUCUUCCACAUUUUACAAGCAUAGAGAAGAGAAAAAGUGGGUUUUACGGGAAUGGCGGAUUCUCGGAGAUGUGUUUGGACUUUCAUGGUGGUUCUCGUCAUGUUCUGCUUCGUGGGCGCACUUGCCAGAGUACGGUUGGACGAGAUCUCUCUAACCAGGGAGGAAGGUGGAGAAACUGGGCAGUUGCAGAGCUCAAGGAACUCAUCAAUGGCGGACAGGCUCGCACAUUUCGCUGAGGGGCUGAACGACAAUGCAGUUCAAGACCCAGAAGAAGUCGUCUCCUUGGUUGAGAUGAGCAUCCGCAACAGCACUGAAAGGAGAAAGCUUGGUUUUUUCUCAUGUGGAACUGGCAAUCCCAUUGAUGAUUGCUGGCGCUGCGAUCCCGACUGGCAGAAAAACCGCAAGCGUCUUGCAGACUGUGGCAUUGGUUUUGGUAGAAAUGCCAUCGGUGGUCGUGAUGGUCGAUUCUAUGUUGUCACCGACCCCGGUGAUGAUGACCCUGUUAACCCAAAACCUGGUACUCUGCGUCAUGCUGUCAUCCAGGACAAGCCUCUGUGGAUUGUGUUCAAGAGGGACAUGGUGAUACAGUUGAAGCAGGAGCUUAUCAUGAACAGCUUCAAAACAAUUGAUGGUCGUGGGGUCAAUGUCCACAUUGCUAAUGGAGCUUGCAUCACAAUUCAGUUCGUGACUAAUAUCAUUAUACACGGUCUUCACAUCCAUGACUGCAAGCCCACUGGUAAUGCCAUGGUGAGGAGCUCACCAUCUCAUUUUGGAUGGAGAACGAUGGCUGAUGGUGAUGCCAUCUCCAUCUUUGGGUCAAGCCACAUAUGGGUUGAUCACAACUCCCUCUCUAACUGUGCUGAUGGCCUCGUUGACGCUGUCCUUGGCUCGACCGCCAUUACCAUUUCCAACAACCACUUCACCCACCACAAUGAGGUGAUACUUUUGGGCCAUAGUGACUCUUAUACAAGAGACAAGCAAAUGCAAGUCACCAUUGCGUACAACCAUUUUGGAGAGGGACUCAUCCAGAGAAUGCCAAGGUGUAGGCACGGGUAUUUCCAUGUGGUGAACAAUGACUACACUCACUGGGAAAUGUAUGCCAUUGGUGGAAGUGCAAAUCCUACCAUUAACAGCCAGGGCAACAGAUAUUCGGCUCCAACCAACCCCUUUGCAAAGGAGGUGACAAAAAGGGUGGAAACAGCUGCAAGUCAGUGGAAGAGUUGGAAUUGGAGGUCAGAGGGAGAUCUGCUGCUGAAUGGUGCCUACUUCACUCCAUCUGGUGCUGGUGCAUCAGCAAGUUAUGCAAGGGCCUCAAGUUUAGGAGCCAAGUCCUCUGCUAUGGUCGGUACCAUGACUUCCGGUGCUGGUGUACUUGGUUGCCGCAGAGGCCAUCAAUGCUAGUAGCAGUAGUAAAUCUCAGCACCAUUCAAAGGGCCACAAAAAGAGAAAAGGGCCAUUUUAUCUUUCCAGUUUGAUUUUUACUUUCUUUUUCAUUUUUACAAUUAUAUAGCAUUACCCAAUUUAUCCAUAUUGCCAUCAAAAUUGUACUGGUCUUCCCUUGCCCCUAUCUUUCUGUUUCACAUAUUUUGACAAGUGUACAUUAUUUUACACAUUGUCAUAAUAUUGUGUUUGUCUCUAUCUGCGUUACCCACCCAACCUCCGCCUGCUUCAACUGAAAAAUAUAAUUCCAUUUUUACAAGCUGGUGCGGAAGCGUUGUUCAUUUCUUGUUUUAUCUUUUUUCCCUCCCAAUUUUACCCAAUUCCUAACCCACCAUUUGUGAGUCUUAUCUCCUCUGCAAGUGUCAAUCUGAGUCUCUCCUACAUACCGUCCUGUUAUUCUGGCUUUCAUAGGAUUUGAUUGAAUUUGUGAUUUUUUUUUUUUUUUUUUUUGGUUCCUUUGGAUUUGUGUAGCCAUACAAGCAAUAGUAUGAAUGUCAAACUUUGAGUUAUGAGAAAAGUUGUUACAGAUGAUGCAUAGCAAUAGCAGUGAUGUAUUUUCUUUUUUUUCCCCUUUCUUUCUUUUGGCUUUUUUUGACUUUAUUUCUAUGGCAAUGGAAGCAAACUUUUUACUUUU